UUUUUUUUAAAAAAAAAAAAAAAAAAAAAAAUAAAAAAAAAAAAAAGAGAAACCUGCCAUAAAAAAAAAUGAGGUUUCAUUUCUCGGCAUUGAUAAUUAUUAAAUAAUCAUUAGAAUGAAACUAUCUUGUUGUAUUGUUUUUGCCCUUUUUUUUUUCAGGUAUUUUAUUUAUUAAAAAUUAAAAAAAAUGUCUGCUACAAUAAGAAAACAACCGAUUACUGUUCCAUGUAAAUAUAAGACUGGAAAAGUGCUUGGAAAUGGUACUUAUGCUACUGUGAAAGAGGCAAUGCAUAUUGAAACCAAAAAAUUUUAUGCUGUUAAAGUAAUUAGUAAAAAAUUGAUGGAAGGACGUGAACAUAUGGUUCGUAAUGAAAUCAAUAUUUUACGUAAAGUAUCUGAAGGACAUAAGAAUAUUUUGAGUUUAGUAGAUUAUUUCGAAACUAUGAAUAAUUUGUAUUUGGUUACUGAUUUAGCUAUGGGAGGUGAAUUAUUUGAUCGAAUUUGUCAAAAAGGCAGUUAUACUGAACAAGAUGCUGCCAAUAUUAUUCGAACUGUUUGUGAUGCUGUCGCUUAUCUUCAUGAUAAUGGAGUAGUACAUAGAGAUUUAAAGCCUGAAAAUCUUAUUUUCCGUACAGCCGAUGAAGACUCUGAUCUUUUAGUUGCAGAUUUUGGCUUAUCUCGUAUUAUUGAUAGUGAGAAGUUUGAUGUUUUAAGAACAACAUGUGGUACACCUGGUUAUAUGGCACCUGAGAUAUUUAAACGAGUGGGGCAUGGUAAACCUGUUGACAUGUGGGCUAUUGGAGUUAUUACAUACUUUUUAUUAUGUGGUUAUACACCCUUUGAUGGUGGUAAUACAGUUGAAGAUAUGAAUACGAUUAUAAGAGCUGAUUAUCAGUUCCAUGAAGAAUAUUGGAAGGAUAUUAGUGAUAAAGCAAAACAUUUUAUUCAGCGUUGUCUGACGGUAAACCCUGAAGAACGUAUUACUGCUCAUGAAGCAUUAAAUCAUCCAUGGUUAAGUACUAAAAAUGACUUUACACAACAAGAUUUGUUACCUAAUGUACGUCAAAACUUCAAUGCACGUCGUACAUUUAAAAAGGCAGUUGAUUUAGUACGAUUAUCUUAUCAAUUACGCCAUAAACAACUCAUGUCAUCUGCUUCCAAAUCAAAUAUAACAAAUAGUAGUAAAGAAGCAAAAGAAGCCGAAAAAGAAAUUAAGCCUGUGAAUGAAGGCAUUGAACAUGUUUUAAAGACAGAAGAAUAAAAAAAGAAAAUUGAAGAA
Messenger RNA from Cokeromyces recurvatus, 1279 nucleotides. Its product is annotated as kinase-like domain-containing protein. NCBI's taxonomy places the organism in Eukaryota, Fungi, Mucoromycota, Mucoromycetes, Mucorales, Mucoraceae. The record is from RefSeq and is a predicted model, not a curated record. Bases 188 to 1261 code for a protein of 357 amino acids. Gene Ontology annotation, biological process: cellular response to oxidative stress; protein phosphorylation. The transcript has 10 exons. Gene Ontology annotation, molecular function: calmodulin binding; ATP binding; calcium/calmodulin-dependent protein kinase activity.